Blumeria graminis f. sp. triticale is the source of this 7362-nucleotide messenger RNA. Lineage: Eukaryota; Fungi; Ascomycota; Leotiomycetes; Helotiales; Erysiphaceae. The record is from the annotation of a GenBank genome assembly.
AUGCCGUCACUCCGGGCCUCCCUACCCCUUAGAAGUUCAGAUUUUGAUAACAACACAACAAAAGAAAAGGUAAACAUUAGACCUGGUCGGAGAACGAGCGAAAGAGUAAGAAAGAGCCUUGGAAGUUGGAAAAGUACAUUGGCUCAAAGUAAGAAACCUGAUAACUCACACGGCAAAAAAUCAUGCUCUACAUCCUUUGAAAUCUCGGGAACUUCCCCUACACUAAUUAACAAUCUUCACAAGAGGCGCCGAUUGACUCGGGACCUCAGAAACGCUCAUCAUCGUUUAGAGCCAGUAAACCUACAGGCUUCACACUCAGAAAGUCGAUGCUCUCCUCGAUUUCUUCCUGCUGACAAAUAUGAGUUCAGUGAUCCACGUUCGUUAAUUUGGAAAGGAAGAUCUUCAAAUUUUGCUGUGGUUGUGCCAACUCGAUCCCUGGAUGUUAAUAAAUCUAUCUCGCAAGGACCACAUUCCAUUAAAUACUCUCUUUCAAGCCGCAAAACGAUAGAAACUAGGCUUCAAAGUUAUUCUGAAAGGACUUCAUCCGAUGAACUGAGCUCCUCUCGUGUCCAUUCACAAAAUAACUACAAAGCUCUUCAUCAGCGGUCCACUCGUGCUACACAAAAUAAGCUUUUUCAGGGCUCUAGCAGAUCUCUUAUGUCAAAUACGCUGAAAGAAUUAAAUCCAAUCAAACCGAUCACAAAAGAUGACAGCGAUACAGAAUCUGACACGUCUACUCACUCCAGGCAUUCUACAAGUAGCGAUGGAAGUGAAAUACUGGUUCAGGAGGUCGACAAUUCCCAAGAUGAAGACUAUAUAUUUGACAACUCUCAUGAUGAACUCUACAACUCUUCAGAUUCAAAAGAGUUCGAAAUUGAAGAUCAUGAUUCAAUUAGUGAUUCCAAUGAUUCUGAACCUAGUAAAAAUUGCGAUUACUCAUCGAGUGAAGAACUGAAGGGUAAAAAAAAUACCGAGAAUAACAAGUCUAAGAAAUUUUCUUCAAUUUCCAAAAAUUCUCAAUCAAAAGAAAAAGAAAAUGUCACAUAUCAAUCCUUAAAAAAAAUGCAUACGAUUUCAUCUAAAAAAUACUUUGACAGUUGGGCCGGAUUCAAGCUUGGGUAUGACAAUUCAAGGGAGCCUCUGGCCACUAUCGACUCAAUCUUUGAACAUUUAACUGGCGAGUUUGUUAAAAAUAAUUUGUUCACUUCCAUGAUCGAACAUCUUAACGGUCGAUCUCUUAGAAUUGCCACAAUGUGCUCAGGCACGGAAUGUCCAGUAAUUGCGUUGGAGUUUAUCUGCGAAAUUCUCGGAAAGAUGGGUGAAACCCUCAAUUUCGAGCAUGUAUUCAGUGCAGAAAUCGAACCCUUCAAACAAGCUUACAUCAGUCGAAACUAUCCUGAUUUGCUUGUUUUUCGGGAUAUAUGUGAACUUGCCCGCUCAUAUGCCGCCAAUAAGAUGGCUACAACUGCACUAGGAGGGCUAGCACCCGUACCUGGAAAUAUUGACUUACUCGUAACUGGGUUUUGCUGCGUUGAUUUUUCGAAUUUGAAUAAUUGCCCCAAAACUCUUAUGGAAAGAGGAGAAUCAGGUGAUACAUUCUGCGCAACAGUAGCUUUCAUCUUGAAAGGGAAACCAAAAAUUGUUAUCUUCGAAAAUGUACUGGGUGCCCCCUGGUCUGACGAAAAACUUCGAAAUGAUCAAAAGUCCAAGAUUAGGUCCCAGUACCAAAAGAAGAUGAAAAAAAAACUUGGAGACAGUGAGCUUGAUGACCUAUAUGAUUUAUUGGUAAGGGAAGAAAGGAUUGGAGAAGGUAUCGAUUCUACCAUGGAGAAAGCCGGAUACUCAUGUCAGCUUAUAAAAAUUGACACCAAGGAUUUUUAUAUCCCGCAAACUCGCCAGAGAGGUUAUAUGCUAUGUGUUCGAAAUGAUAUAUUAGGAUCCAUCGAGACAAAAGCUAGCGAGAGUAGAACUAAAGUAAUCGCUAAGAACCAGAUGGAAAAAUGGGCAGCAUGUGUUUCUUCCUUUAAGCAUCCAGCCACCGUAUCCUGCGAGGAGAUGCUCUUGGCUGUUGCCGAUGAAACUGCUGUUCCUGUUGAACGAUUGGAAGAGAUAGAAGAGGAAAAAGACAAGGUCAAAGCCUGGGUACGGAGCGCUGAGGAGCAUACACGCUAUCGAACUGACUUAGGUCUUGGAUCUAGUCGUCCUUUAACUUCAUGGCUAGAGUCUGGAUGGAAAUUAUUACCUGAUUUUCAUGCAUCAACGAAGAUUUUCACUGAGCGAGUUUUGGACUGCCUUGAGAUAGCGCACUUGAGAAAUGUACGGCGGGGCUUUGAUGAUCGGUACUACUCGCGUAUGCUUGAGCUUUCUCAAAAUUGCUUCAGGGUUACUGAUAUAACCAAGACAGGAAUUAUGCCAUGUUUAACUCCCAGUGGAAUACCCUUUUGGAGCUGCGCAGGCCGUCGUUUGACAGGGAGAGAGACAUUGACACUUCAGGGUAUUCCUGUUCACAGGAUUGAUCUUUCUUUCCUAACGGAGACCCAAUUACGCGAUCUCACAGGAAAUGCCAUGAGCUCUACUGCGGUUGGCGUUUGCAUUAUAUCGGCCCUACUAAAUUUUACUAAGUAUCUUGAGCCAGGAUUUGGAAGGAAGAGUCUGCACCAAAAAGCCAAUUUUCCAAAUUUCGAAGAAAAAGAUUUACACUUUUCUGAAACGGAUCCCGAGACAACUAAAAUAAUUAUUUCUGUAUCUGAUGUAAUAAAACAUGCUGGCAUGAGUGCUAAACUCUGCUGGUGUGAAAAAAGUGACGAGAUUUUGAGUAGAAAGUUUAAAAAAUGUUGUAUAUGCCAGCAUACAAUCUGUCAACUUCAUGCUGGAAACCCUAAGCAUGAUUACAAAAUUUUAACUUCAUCCAGAAGUCCUCCUUAUAAAUUUGAGAGGAUCUUGAAUCAAGCUCUUCCAAAAAAAAUUAGUUUGAGCUUUGUGGCGGAUAGAAUAUCAAUAGAAAACUUUCUACCAAAGGACCAGUACGACUUUGAAAUCGAUCAGCUGCAGAGUAUUUAUUUUAAAUCGCUCAAAUCAGACUUUUGGCUCACAAAAAUUAAGCGUUCUGAUAUCUGGGAAAUUUUUUAUGAGUCUUCGUCUGCAAGGUAUAUACUAAAUAUUUCUGCAACAUCAGUUGAGUGGCUCCUUUACGCCAAGCCCCCUCAGCAUCUAUCUGUCGAAAAUUCUACACGUCAGCACUUAGCAAGAUAUCCAAUCGCACAAAUGACACCUCACUUAAAAGAUAUUACGUAUGGCUCAUGGUCGUUCUGGGUUCCUGCGCGCCGAACAAUAUCUGCAAGAAUUGAGUGGACAGGAGAACUUGUGCCAUCCUUUAAAAACGAUAUUGGUUUAGCGGACGAUCAUGAAGUUGAAAUUUUUAGCAUCUGGCGUGUGCACGUGGAUCAUGAUGCUGAUCUUCUAGAUCUCAGUGGAGAUUAUCAUCUUCAAAAAAAUUGUGGCCAGGCCAUGAAUUCUCUCCAUGUCCGCAAAGAAUCUGCCACUCGUCCACGGUUAUUCUUAUUUUUGGAUCAUGAUAAAAAAACAGGAGACUAUAAAGAGCAUCACUACAUUUUUAGCUUAGAUGCUAGGGAUCUCGAAUAUGGUAUACAUAGAAGAGUUAUAGCUCGCCUUCCAGCCUACAUUGGCGAGCCUGAAGUCAAAAAAAUUCCCUGUGGUUUGUCUUUUAAGUACAUGAUAUAUCGCAUGAAUCCGCUCGAGAAUCCUAAUAGUCCUGAGCAUGCGACACUCACAAGCGAGCCACCCAAUUUGUCUCAAUUAGGAGUAAAUGUAACUGUUGACGGAAAUUGGUACAAGGUUCCGAUCCGCAAUCUUUCUUCUGAUGCCGAUAGUAGACUUCAGGGGAAAGUUACGAUAAGUUAUGGCAAUUUGUUAAAUCCUGAGGCUCUUCAUUCUUUAAAUCAAGGCUCAUGUUUGCAGUCAAAAGCUGUGUUCACGUGUAAAGCCAAAGUGCCUUCACACAUUCCCGAACUCUUCCAAAAGGGGGUUUGGAAUCAAGUUUCAACUAAAAAUAUGCGGGAUGUCUUCCAUCAUUUAUAUGGUUUUCUAUCUGACGGUCUAAUAAUACCUUUUUACAUUGAGGAGAAAGAAGAAUGGCAUAAACUAACAGCUAAUCAAAUAAACCGAUGCAGUAAAUGUGCACCAGUUCCCCCUCCAAUUUUGUGGCACUUAAAUGAAAAGCAGAUUCCCAAGCCAUUUGAAAACCUUGCCCAGGCCUGUGAUUACGAGAAAAAUUUGAAAAAUCGACCUGCGACAAUGUCGCAAAUAUUUAUGAUCGACGAUAAAAAUAUUCUCACCUAUAAGAUUGGGAUUAACUUUCAGAGCUUGAUUCAUCGAGCAGCUUCUAUUUUCACGACUGGAAAUAUAACUUCUUCAUGGCGCUUCAUUACUGACAAUCACACUAUGACUAGGCCUCCAAUGCCAACAUUCAAGAUAAAGGACACUACAGAUAUGACUCCAAUACAGCAGUGGAAGAACGAAAAGUACCCCCUCCGCCUUGAGCAGCGUCGAAGUAUUGCCUGGCAAAUAAGACGUGAAUUAAACGCCGAGAUAUUUGUGGAACAAGAAAUAGUAGAGGAUGGUAUUACUCAUAUAGGCUAUCAGGCCUUAGCGAAAGCCUCGCGCGAAUCGAAAGUGUUAGGAGGUCUCCUUGCUCAUGAAGUAGGUUUCGGUAAGACGAUUAUCAUCCUAGCUUUGAUCGGUUACCAAACUGAUUUUGAUCGCUCAUGGGGCGAGAAAAUCAACGAUGAGAAAAUUUAUUCAAAAGCUACUGUUAUUUUUGUCCCAUCAAGUCUUACGACCCAGUGGGCUAAUGAGAUCAACAAGUUCUUGCCACACUUUACCAAAAUUCUUACUAUUAGAAAUAUGAAAGAUCUCCGAGGAUGUAACAUUGAACAAAUUAAGAACGCUGAAAUAAUAAUCGUAAACAGUGGUAUUCUACAAAAUGAAGGAUAUUUAUUCGAUUUAUCUCAAAUUUCUGGCAUGCUUGUUCCUGACUGGGAUGCGUCAUCAAGGGCUAAAAAGACAUGGCAUGAUACUGCAGUUACUAACAUCGCAAAAAGUAUCAGGACCUUGAAAGAUGAUUCACAAGACCUUACAUCAUAUUUAAAUCGUAAACUCAACAUCAGUUGGUCAGAGGCACAGGGAACUGAGCGCCCGUACCCAUCUAGACGCUACACGGGGCGGCAAUACAUAGAAAAAAAGAUGAAAGUAACGAAGAAAGAAAUAAACAAGUUAGAAUCUACUAAUGAAACUGAGCCAGGCAAAAGAAAAAGAAAGAUUGGCGAUGAAAAGAAAGAUAGAGGUCCAAUACUAGUAGAGAAUAAAUACCCAAAAAAAGGGCAAAAAUGGACAUCAAUGACCCAUGUUGUUUUUGAAAUGUUUUCGUUCGCUCGCAUAGUUAUUGAUGAGUACCAUUACCUCAGUGCUGGACAAGUGAUAAGUAUUGCAGGUAUUGAGAGUAAUAGUAGAUGGCUACUCUCAGCAACGCCCCUUUUGGAAACAUUUGAGCAGUUCAAACAGAUAGCUCAAAUUCUUGGAAUCUACCUAGGAAGAGAUGAUUUCUCAACCAUGGCCCCAGAGGUUUUCAGAGCAAGAAUGUCAGACAUGACUACAAGUGAACGAUUUCUCGCUUUCGACAAGCCAUCAUCGCCUGCUUGGCUAAAAGCACGAUAUAAACAGAUGCAGCUAUUUUUAGACACCUUUGUGCGCAAAGAUAUAGCUGUUUUGUCAGAUUUUGACACUGAAGAAUGUGUUCAUCUAGUUCAUCAACCAGUCGCGGAGAGGGCUUUUUACAUUGAGCUAGAACAAUUUCUCGCGGCAAACCAAUUCCAAAUGCCAAGAAUGAGGGAGACCAAUUCUGAAAGCGAAUAUCAGAUUCAUCUUACACUUGGAAAAUUUAAAGUAGCAGAGCAAGCCCUCUUAAAUGGAGCAUCAUUCUACAGUGUGCAGGCUUAUACAGCUCAUCAGUUAGACUAUGAAAUCAUGCCAGAGACUAUUGACAUCUCACUCUACAAUCGAACCUUGGAUCUAGAAACCAUCAAGAAGAAAAUAUUUAGGGAUAUGCAGCGCGCUGAAUGGCUCCAAGCUAACUUCUCGGAAUGCAGUGAUAUUCGGAAUUAUAAGUCUUUUAAACACAUGGUCAAAAAUAUUGGUGCUAAAGAUUCACAGGCAUCAGAAAUACUUCGCAAUCUUCUGAUGAAAGCUGAAACUAGGAUGAAAGAAUACAACUGGAAACAUGAUUUCUUUGAACCCGGAAAACACACAUUUACCGAUAAAACUUCUACAAAUUCAAAGUUACCGUAUCCUUCCGGUCUUAUUCAAGAUCAGGGGAAAAAAGUAUCAGCACCUGUACGUUACCUUCGUACGACUACAUCUUCUUUAGAUAAUUCAGUGAAGAGAAUGACUAAACUAGUUCGUGCACUUCGAUAUACAACAAAUGUCAAAGCUGUAUUUCAAAUGACUAACUCAAAGACAUCUGUUCUUUGCGAGAAAUGUUUGCUUGCUAUUACUAAUCCAAAAGAUAGUAUGAUUCUAGGCAGCUGUGGUCAUAUUAUUUGCAGGAGCUGCAGCCUUGAGGCAUCAGGUAAUUGCACUGUUAUAGAAUGUGGAGCAGCCUAUCAAAGCCAUCAGCAGUAUUCAGGUGAAGAAUUUCUCAUAGCGCAUCGGAGUCCGGAUGAAGAAAAAUUAGGUACCAAAGUUGCUGACAUGAUUCGAUAUCUGAAAAAAGUUCCAAUGGAGGAAAAGAUCUUAAUAUUUGUCCAGGAAGAGACUGCUAUCGAAAAGAUAAUGGUGGCCCUAACUGAAGCUCGACUUGCAGCUGUUUUCCUAGGUGGCCGCAACCCUGCUUCGAUAAUUGAUAACUUUCAAAAGGGGAAUCCCAUAGGUGAUGCUCUCGGUGGCCCUAAAACCGAGCGGUCUAUUCUUAUUUUGAAUAUUGGGGACUCAUCUGCGGCUGGAAGUAACCUCACAAUCGCCAAUCAUGUCAUUUUUUUUGCGCCUUAUUUUACGACCGGCUCCAGUGCGUUGCAGAAAUUUAACCAUGCCAUGGAGCAAGGCAUUGGUCGUGCUGUCCGAUAUGGACAGACUAGAAAAGUACAUAUUAUUCACUUUCUAACCAGUCGGACACAUGAUGUUGAUCUAUUUGAGCAUCGCAAGCGCUGCCAAGUAGUUAUAUCUGAUGCAAGCCGCCCUAAUCGGGCGAAAAUAGUCAAGCGAUCAUAUGUCGAUGGCGCUCCAAACGCCAACGAGCUUGCGAAGGCUGAACAUUCGAGUCUGACAUGGUAUAUGCACGAACAUCUAUGA